GACGCACAAUCUGGCAACACUGUCGAGGGUCAGCUGAUAAAGUGCUGUCAGAACUUUCCAAUAAGGUCGAAGGCACCGCGGCAACCGUGGCGUCAUUAUUACGCGCUGUUGGUGGAGAGGAACGUUUUACGUCUUUGACUCAGCAUACGGACUCUCAAAAACCUGACUUGCAAUAUCAAUAAAACACCAUAUCCAGGAUCGAGUGAACUCUGCACGAAGGAACGCGCCAUCGACGACUUUUGAUACCGCUACCUGCGAUUAAACCAAAGGUGACUGCUCCUACGUGGAGAUGAACUACGAUCAUCCUCCACCAUACACAGGCCCGGGUGCCCCUGUUCCGGGUUACCCUCCUGCCAAUGCCCCCGGUUACCCUCCUGCCAAUGCCCCCGGUUACCCUCCUCAAGGUUACCCGCCUCAGGGUUACCCCGCUCAGGGCUUUCCACCCGGUCCUGAGCAAGGACCAUACCCUAAUUACCCUGCUGCACCACCGGGGUCGUACCCCGUCCAGCCUGGCUAUCAGGGAUAUCCGGUACCUCCUCAGCCAGGGUACGGAGGAGCGAUGUACGGGGAGGCUCCCAAAAACACAGUGUACGUGGUGGAACAAGGUCGGCGGGAUGAUUCCGGGGAGCAGGCGUGUCUGACCGCGUGCUGGACGGCCCUGUGCUGCUGCUGUCUCUGGGACAUGUUGACCUAAUCUGUCUGUAGCCAAAACCCUCAUCUGUAAAGACCUUUCCCUCUCUGUAUUUAUGUAUGACUACUGCGAAAACAAUGAUCCAAUGAAAGAAAGAGCGAUGUCUGUUUUUGUUCAGGGAUUUUACAUGUUCCAGUUUGGAUUACUUCUUUUCACGACUUCAAUAAAUUCGACGCUAUGCACUGAGACGUUUCUAGAAAUGCAAUCGUAGCUCUAGACGUAUGUCGGCUGAGCUGUUUUUAUUUUUUAUUGCAUGUAGCCACAAAGCAAACACAUUGCUAGAAUUCUAAUAGAUAUUAAUGGAGAUCUAACGAAGGACGAUGACCGUGGUUGAUGGAAUUGCAUGUUUGUUGUUUUUUUGGUUUAAAGCCAGUGGAGAGGAAAAACCUGUCAGAGGGCAAAUUUCUACUCAGUAAUAUAUAUACGAAAUAAAAGCCACAGUUUUGGAGCUUGAUAGAGUGAUUUAUGGAUAUAAUUUAACCUUUUCUGAUUUAAGUCUUGUUUCCUGUAACGUUGGAAUGUUGAAUGUAUGAUUCGUAAUGUAGAUGUGUGGACCUUCACAAGUGCACACUGGAGGUCUGUAGAGGUGUCUGACCUCACAACGUAAUUAAACACACACUGUCCAACUAA
This is a messenger RNA of Hemibagrus wyckioides, 1321 nucleotides long. Its product is annotated as cysteine-rich and transmembrane domain-containing protein 1. Lineage: Eukaryota; Metazoa; Chordata; Actinopteri; Siluriformes; Bagridae. Bases 290 to 694 code for a protein of 134 amino acids. The record is from RefSeq and is a predicted model, not a curated record. Gene Ontology annotation, cellular component: extracellular exosome. The transcript is spliced from 3 exons.